ACCAGCAUGGAGGGACCCUGGGUAGGCAACUGGAGACCUCAUCCACGACGGGGCCCAAUCCUUGCAGAAUUCAGCACCCCAGGUCCCAAGUACUGGCUCCCUGGGUUAACAGGUCAUAUGGCUCAUGAUCCCACCAGAGACAGAGCCCCUGCAUACUCAUUUCGAGGGACCAAAGCUCCCUCCACAGACAACUGCUCACCAGGUCCUCGAUACUUCAUCCAGCCAUCCAUUACCAAGACUGGGAAGUAUGCGCCACCAACAGCACUUUUGCUGGGACGUAGUAAGAGCAAGAUUGAGGUCACCCCUGGACCCAGUGACUACCUCACGGAACAUGCCAACAAACAUGUCUACUAUACUGCACCGUCCAAUCACAUGGUGUUCCGGCCCAAGGACUUAAAAGGUUUCCGAACACCAGGUCCUGGAACCUACAGUUUGCCCAGGAUUCUGGGACCCCAUACAGCAUACACUCAUGCUGAACCAUGCUACUCCAUGACGGGGAAGAGUAAAUACCAGAGCUGUUUUCAAGAUGUGGCAAAGACACCAGGUCCUGCAGCAUUUGCCAGGGUGGAUCUGGAUGUCUACAAAACCAGGGCUCCCAAGUUCUCAAUGGGACUAAAAACCAAACUUGCAGGGAAGGAUCGGUUUCCAGGUCCAGCAGACUACAACACAGGAAAGGUUGCACUGACCAAGGCCCGGGAUCCUGCUUACACCUUUGGACUCCGACAUUCUGUCUACAAAGCUUCUUUAAUACCUGCAACACAUCUUGAAUAA
This is a messenger RNA of Serinus canaria (Common canary), 771 nucleotides long. Its product is annotated as outer dense fiber protein 3-like. NCBI's taxonomy places the organism in Eukaryota, Metazoa, Chordata, Aves, Passeriformes, Fringillidae. Gene Ontology annotation, cellular component: cytoskeleton. The record is from RefSeq and is a predicted model, not a curated record. Bases 7 to 771 code for a protein of 254 amino acids. The transcript is spliced from 6 exons.